Messenger RNA from Aphanomyces invadans, 942 nucleotides. RefSeq lists its product as hypothetical. The record is from RefSeq and is a predicted model, not a curated record. The transcript has a single exon. Gene Ontology annotation, cellular component: endoplasmic reticulum membrane. Lineage: Eukaryota; Oomycota; Saprolegniomycetes; Saprolegniales; Verrucalvaceae. Bases 20 to 904 code for a protein of 294 amino acids. Gene Ontology annotation, biological process: protein O-linked glycosylation via mannose; GPI anchor biosynthetic process. Gene Ontology annotation, molecular function: dolichyl-phosphate beta-D-mannosyltransferase activity.
CGGAAAUGUUUGGAACGUGAUGGAAACAAGGGGUGAGCAACACACCACAAAAGACACGUCGCAUUCCCCAACUUGGACGACGACGAUGGCCGACGCCGUUCGAUCUCGCAAUGCUGGAAGUAGCGCCGUCAUCACUGCUUCGGUUGUUGUGCCCACGUAUAAAGAAUGCGCGAACCUGAAGGAAUUGGUGACCCGUGUCUUCGCUGCGCUUGGGUCGCGCGCGUCGUCGACAGAAAUCAUCGUGGUCGACGACAACUCGAACGAUGGGUCUGCAGACGUGAUCAAAGCACUCGCAGCGACCGGGUUAAACGUGCGCAUCAUCGUGCGAACAACUGAUCGUGGACUUAGCAGUGCGGUCCUGCGUGGCUUUGAAGAAGCCAAGGGCGAUCUCCUUCUGUGCAUGGACGCAGACUUGCAACAUCCCCCCGAGAGUGUUCCCCAUCUUCUCGACGCAAUCGACCCCGCCAAGGGAUCCGAUGCGGAAUUUGUCAUUGGCACGCGGUACGGUGGUGAUCGAUUUUCUGUCGACAAGGAUUGGCCGUUGUACCGCCAAGUCAUUUCCAGCGGCGCUCGCAUGCUCGCCCGACCGCUCAGCGGCCUGUCUGAUCCCAUGACGGGGUUCUUUGGUGUGCCUGCCAAGGUGCUUCAACGUGCUCGCAAGAGUGAAGUGAACUCGGUUGGGUUCAAAAUCGCAUUGGAGCUCUUUGUCAAGUGCCGCGUCAAGAAGCACGCCGAAGUGCCCAUCAACUUUGGCGUCCGCGUGCACGGGGAAAGCAAGUUGUCGGGCAAAGUGAUUGUGCUUUAUUUGCAGCACUUGUUCGACCUGUACAACUUUGCGUACCCGUCGCUCUUGUGGUGCAUCUUUCUCCUUCUCUUCACGCUCGCCCUUAUCACAUUCUUGUGAGCCAAAGUACAUUCAUCAUACACUUUGCUUUUCGUUGA